AUGGAGUUGUCAGCUGAACUGGAUACCACCAAUCGUCCUGAUGAGUGGAAGAUUGAACAGGGCAUGGCCGGCGACAAGCUGCCUAUCCUGGACCAAUCUGAAAGUGAAACUGUCCACCUUUACCCUCCCCCGGUGUCAAAAUUGAUGAAAGAUGAAGAGGCGAUCGCAUCGGUGGGUGAUCGCGCCAAGCUUUUCACCCGCGAGCGUGAUGGUUGGAAAGGAUACGUAGAGUGGGAAAACUACCCCGAGAAAAAGGCCAAAGCGAAAAAGAUCCUCAACUCGCAGACAUUCGACCCAUGCCCUGAUUUCCAGUUCGGACCAAUCCCAGGGACCAACCCCGUUCUUCCGGGCGAUGAUUUCAAGGAGUGGCAUGCUGCACUCGGAGGUGAACUCGCCACUGUUGCAGAUGAUUCCUGGAGGUGCGUUCUUCGUGAGAAACAUGCAGAUAUGCUGCAUCUCCUUCAGUUCCCUUACAAUGGGGAGCCGCCCAAACGCCUGGUCACCUCGAAAGCGAUCACCCCAAAUCCACUCCAUUUCGUCAGAAAUCACGGCGGCAUUCCUAUUAUAGACAAGGAAAAGUGGGAUCUGUCGCUAGAUGGGCUGGUGAAUCACCCAAAGACUUAUAAGUUCCAUGAUCUCAUGGAUGAGACUAAGUUCCCGCGCAUGGAGAAGACGGUCACUAUGCAGUGCUCCGGAACUCGUCGCAUUGAACAAAUUUCCUUAUAUGGUGGUCAAGGAGAUGAGGUUCCCCAAGCACCGUGGGCUGAGGGUGCUAUUGGGACAGCUCGGUACGUCGGUAUCAGCUUGAAGAAGCUGAUCAAGGACUGUGGUGGUCUCGUCAAGCCUGCGAAACAUCUCGAACUUUAUGGCGCUGAGACCUACGUCAAAGAUCUUGAAGUAGGAAACUAUGUUGUCAGCGUCCCAUGGUCUAAAGUGAAGGCCAAUGAGGUUAUCCUAGCCUGGGAGAUGAACGGUCAACCUCUACCCAAGAUCCAUGGAUAUCCGUUACGGGUGGUGGUAUUAGGAUAUAUUGGAGCUCGAAGCGUCAAAUGGCUUUACCGCAUCAAGGCAAUUGAGAAUCCAUCCAGCGCCCCGGUUCAGAGCAGGGAAUACCUGUACUUCAACCAACAGGUUGGCAAGUACAAUCUGCGACCCACAGAUGGCAUCCAGAUCCAAGAAAUGCCAGUCAGCUCGGCUAUCAUGAGCCCAUGGACAAAACAAGCGGUCGUGCACACAGGCAAGAUUCGAUGCAAGGGCUGGGCCUACUCUGGUGGUGGUCGAUGGCCUGAGAGAGUCGAAUUGUCCGCAGAUGGCGGUUUCAGCUGGUACGAUGUGCCGCCAGAGCGUCUGUCCAAGAAAGGAAAAUGGACCUGGCGCACCUGGGAAUUCGACCUACCUUGUGAUGUCGAAGGAUGGAUUGAGAUUGUCUGCCGAUGCUGGGAUAACUCCCUCAACACACAGCCGCUCAAUGUUCGCGCGGCGUGGAACUGGGGUCUGCAUGUUACUUCUUCGGCUCAUCGUAUCAAGGUAUAUAGCAUCAACAAAAGCCGGGAGCUUACGAGGAAGCGGUUGGAUAAGUAUGAGCAGCUCGGUAUCCCUUUGGCUCCUCUCACUCGCUAUGAGAAUGUCUCGGGUCAGACACCUGAGGAGUACGAGCAGUAUUGGAAAGAGCAUGAUCCACGGGAUGUCGAUGAAUAG
Penicillium antarcticum is the source of this 1698-nucleotide messenger RNA. Its product is annotated as sulfite oxidase. The transcript has 2 exons. Bases 1 to 1698 code for a protein of 565 amino acids. Gene Ontology annotation, molecular function: oxidoreductase activity; molybdenum ion binding. Gene Ontology annotation, cellular component: mitochondrion. NCBI's taxonomy places the organism in Eukaryota, Fungi, Ascomycota, Eurotiomycetes, Eurotiales, Aspergillaceae. The record is from RefSeq and is a predicted model, not a curated record.